Messenger RNA from Aspergillus campestris IBT 28561, 1920 nucleotides. Its product is annotated as inorganic phosphate transporter. The record is from RefSeq and is a predicted model, not a curated record. The coding region runs from base 1 to 1818 and encodes 605 amino acids. Gene Ontology annotation, biological process: phosphate ion transmembrane transport. NCBI's taxonomy places the organism in Eukaryota, Fungi, Ascomycota, Eurotiomycetes, Eurotiales, Aspergillaceae. Gene Ontology annotation, cellular component: membrane. The transcript is spliced from 3 exons.
AUGGUGCUCUCCGACUACACGUACGUCUUCGUCAUCGGGACGCUGUUCGCCAUGUUGGAUGCAUAUAACAACGGUGCCAACGAUGUGGCCAAUGCCUGGGCUACGAGUGUGUCGUCGCGCUCCAUCUCGUACCGUCAGGCCAUGAUCUUCGGGACGGUCUUCGAACUCCUCGGGGCCAUCACGGUAGGGGCCCGGACCGCGGACACAAUCAAGAAUGGCAUCAUCCCCAACUCCGCCUUCCGCGACAAUGCCGGCGUGCAGAUGUUGGCCUUCACCUGUGCCUUGGCCGCGGCCUCGACGUGGGUGAUGUGGUGCACUCGUCACUCCGCCCAUGUUUCCUCCACGUACUCGCUCAUCUCCGCCGUCGCUGGGGUUGGAGUGGCGACUGUCGGUGCAUCGCAGGUAAACUGGGGCUGGAAUGAUGGAAAGGGUCUGGGGGCCAUCUUCGCCGGGCUGGGCAUGGCACCAGUGAUCAGUGGGGGCUUCGCUGCAACUAUCUUCAUGCUGAUCAAGCUGGUGGUCCAUGCGCGCAGGAACCCUGUCCCGUGGGCGGUCUACACUGCGCCGAUUUGGUUCCUCAUCGCGGCCACCAUCUGCACGCUAUCCAUCGUCUACAAGGGCUCGCCGAACCUGGGGUUGAGCAAGAAACCUGGCUGGUAUAUCGCUGCUGUCACCAUGGGCACCGGCGGGGGAGUGGCGAUCCUGUCCGCCAUCUUCUUUGUGCCCUUCGUGCACGCCCGCGUCGUCAAGAAAGAUCCGGGGAUCAAGUGGUAUAUGUUCGUCCUGCGCCCACUACUUUUCCACCGUCCCACUCUACCGGACGCCGACUGUGCCAAGAUUCCCAACUAUGCCGUGAUCCAGGAGGAUGAGAGCCUCACAGCCGCGGGGACCCCUUCAUCGGAGGCGCAAUCCCACGAUAGUGGGUGCCACCCCUCCGAACUGACUAUCCCCGAGGCUGCCGAAUACACGGAGAAGGGCCUUGUCGGGUCUACGGCAAGGGUGUUGACCUACCAAGAGAUCAUGCAGGAGAGCGAGCGCAGGCUACAGCACCGGCUGCUGGAAAAACGCGGUCCUAUGGGCUGGGCUAUGCGCACCCUGCGCGACAAUCCUAUGGGGCCCGGUCGAAUGUACGAACUGCACAACAUAAAAACCGCUCUCACACGCCUCCCAGCCACGAUCGUGUGUGGAGCACUCUACGGCUUACACUACGACAUCCAUGCCGCCCAAUCGGGCAUCGACGGGACCCCCGAGGGGGCGCGCAUGCAGCGAGUCUACGCCCAUGCCCAGAAGUACCCCAACGAGGUUGAGCACACGUACUCAUUUGUCCAGAUUUUGACGGCAUGCACCGCCUCCUUCGCCCACGGUGCGAACGACAUCGGCAAUUCUGUGGGCCCCUGGGCUGUGAUCUACUCGGCAUGGUCGACGGGCGAUGCGGCGGCGUCCACGGCACCGGUGCCCGUGUGGCAGCUAGCCGUGCUGGCAAUCAUGAUCUCUCUGGGACUGGUGACGUAUGGGUACAACAUUAUGAAAGUGAUGGGGAAUAAGAUCACCUACCACUCGCCCAGUCGCGGUUCCUCCAUGGAGAUGGGGGCGGCCAUCACGGUGCUCGUCUUCUCGCAGUACUCGCUGCCGGUGUCGACAUCGAUGUGCAUUACGGGGGCGACGGUUGGUGUGGGCCUUUGCAACGGCACGGUGAAGGCUGUCAACUUCCAGCGGGUCGGGCUAUUGCUGCUGGCAUGGAUCAUGACCAUCCCGAUUGCCGGUACCUUGGGAGGGAUUACGAUGGGAUUGUUCCUUAAUGCUCCCCAUUUCUUGUAGUUUCUUCGUCGCUCAAGCGUGCGAUUGUUUGUUACAAAGUUGUGGCCAUGCAAAAUUGUCCGAAUGGGUCUAAUGGCUCAGUUUAUUCCAAAUGAUAUUCAC